Messenger RNA from Amoebophrya sp. A120, 4499 nucleotides. The record is from the annotation of a GenBank genome assembly. Lineage: Eukaryota; Dinophyceae; Syndiniales; Amoebophryaceae.
AGGAACAGGAUCCGGUUUAUGUGCCCGAAAAAGUACCCUCACCCUCUUUUUGUAGAGCAGGAUUUCUGAUACUGAUCGUGAUGGGAUUUCGUUUACAACGAAUUGCAGGUGUCGCUUCACUUCUGGACAAUACCAGCAUGAAUAACUAGAACUACAAUCACUGACGUUUAUUCACAGUAUUUGCUCGGGAUCCACAGCGUCACCACUUUCGGUAAUUUUGUGCUGAGUGUCGGUUCGAUCUUCCCCGUCUUUCAACAUUCAAGAUGACAGGUAUCAAGGCCGUUGUGCCGGACGCAGUUCCGGAGAUGCCCCAGUGGAAGACCACUGGGGAGCACAUGUCCAUUGCUGGCACCCUAACCCUGGAUACGUCCAAGAAGUGCUUUUCCGUACCUGGCGUGACGGACACGCCCACGUCGAGCACGACAAGUACCGCGACACCAGGAACGGCGGAGCUUUCGAUCAACGACGUGUUUUUUGUCAAAGAAGGCAGUUUUGAGGACCACCGGGGCGACUACGUGAACGUGCCCGUGCCGUUUCCCGUGCUGGAAGGCGGGGUGGCUGCUUCGAAGAAGAACGUCGCCCGGGGGUUCCACUGUUCGCCCUUCCCGAAGGUGGUGGGGUGUCUAACCGGAAAAAUGUAUGACGUGUUACUGGAUCUACGGACGGCGAGCACGACGUUCGGAAAAAUCUUCACCUGCACGUUGCUGCCGAAAAAGGGUAUAAUCUAUAAUUUCAGCUGUGAUGGUCAUGGUGAGGAUAAGCAUAAGAAGAGCUCGGCUUCACCGCCUGUGGUGCUCGGAUCUGUUCCUGCCUCUUUUGUAGCCAUGAUGUACGUAGUCAGUGAUCAUCAGCAUGUCAUUUCUGUCAACAUUCUCGCUGCCGUUGCUAUUCUUGAUUACGAGGAACGAGUAUAGUAAAAGCAGAAGCACACGGAAAAAAAAAUCGACAUCAAAACAGGCUACCUCUACGUGCCGGCCGGGGUGGCGCACGGGUACGUGGCCCUGGAGGAUGACACGUUGACGCAGUACUACAAGGGGGAUUUUUUUGAUCCCGCGAAAGAGAUCAACGUGAACAUGGAAAGCACCGAAUUCACCAUUUUUGGCACCGCCUCCUUCCCGCUUAAGGCUGAAGACUUGAUCUUCUCCGAGAAGGACAAGGCGCUGCCGAAGUUCGAGGACGUUUACGCGGCCUGUCUGGUCCCGAAAGAGGAGCAAAAACCGAAGAAGGUCUGGUACGCGCUAUUACAGUGAAAAAUGCCCCCACCCCCAAAGUUGCAAAAAUGUGUGAUGCGAAGUUUCCAAAUGAAAACCUUUUGCCAUGCAUGAAAGGAGUAUGAAUCUUUCUGAUGCAGAGUCUAGGCGUGUAUCGCAUCGCUUGCAUGACAAGCGGUAAGCUUGGUGGAGUCUUCUGCAAUACAAAUUUUUGCUGUUUACGAUUGGAAACCUGUGAUGCUGAUAGAUGCAAGAGGGCGAAUGUUUCAUUUGGAAAGGUUUGCAACACAAAUGCUCCCAAGUAAUUCGGGGUCGGGGGCAUUUUUCAUUGUAAUACGCGCCCCACAAGUUCGAGUCGUACGGGGACGAAGAGUAUGAAAUGCAAAAGUGUCUGGGUCUGGAAACUUGUAAUGCAAGUCAGCCAAUAACAAAUGCAGUGUAAUGCGCCGCCAAGCAUGACAAGUUGCUUCGUGGUUCUGUGCUGCGUAUUCCGCAUGAGAAACUGCGUUUUUGCAUCACAGGCGAGAGAGGCUGUUUGUGGCCACGCAAUACAGAUUUAAGGGCCAUGCCAGAUCAGCAUGACAAAUCUCGCAAUCUUCCAGACCCAGACACUUUUGCAGUUGAUAAAGAGAUGAUGGCGGUCUCGCGGUGUCUGCGCGCAGGCUGGCUCGCGCCGGGCCCUAUGGAUUGCAAAAAUGUCUGGGUCUGGAAGAUUGCCAGGUUUGUCAUGCAGGUUUUCCAUAACACAUGAGGUCUGGCAUGUAGGACAUAGCAUGACAGAUUCUGCGAAACCUUUCCAAUGCCUAUCCUGCAUGAGAAACUGCCUCUCGAUUAGCUCAAAAGUGCACAAUUUUUGGCAAUCAUGCAACACAGUUUUUUGCCUGAUUCAGAUUUAGCAUUACAAGUUGCAUUCUUCCAGACCCAGACAUUUUUACAGUUGAUAGGCCCGCUGACCUCCCUGUUCCAGCAGAAGGUGUCCAAGUACUUCGGGAAGAAGUACGGCCUGUACGUAUCCUGAGUAAAAACGUACCCACACCAGAGUUGUAAUGCAGAUUUGCAAAGACAGGAAGACUUGUAUUGCGCAUCUCCAUGAGAGCCAUUUCCAAUCGUGUUGUGGAAUUUGUGAUGCUGUGAACAGGAUGAGCAGAUGAAUCUGUGAUGCGGCUGCACUUGUUAACCUGCACUACAUUGCAUAGUGCAACUUGUCAUGCGUGACUCACAAAGCUCCUAGGUUUGUGUUGCAAAAUCCCCAUCCUGGCUCUGGUGUGGGUACGUUUUUACUCAGGAUAGUACGUGAAUUCCGGGUCCUCGGCGAACCUGAUCGGCAUGGCCAUGUGCGAUAUGCCGGCCGGCAGCGAGAUCAUCACGCCCGCCUGCACCUUCAGCACGGUGUUGGCGCCCAUUGUGCAGCUGGGGUUCAAACCCGUGUUUGUCGACGUGGAGCUGAACAGCUACGUGCCCACGCUGGAAGCGAUCAAGAACGCCAUCACGGAGAAGACCAAAAUGCUGAUGAUCCCGAAUUUGGUGGGGUCGAAGAUCGACUGGAAGGAGAUGCGGCGGAUCGUGGAGGAGGACCUGAAACGGGACGACAUCAUUCUCUUCGAGGACUCCCUAUCAAAUGUAAAAAUGUCUGGGUCUGGAAGAAUGCAAGUUUGUCAUGCUUGUCUGCCAUGACUCUUAAAUCUGUCAUGCACAUUACCAAAGAGCCCCACUUUUCUGUCAUGGAGAAACGUAGUUUGUCUUUGUCAUGCAGAAUAGGCAACACCUAGAAGCUCAGAAACUUGUCAUGCUGAGCCAGCAAUUGUCGCCUCCUCAUGAUACGCCACACAGCAUCACAAGUUUCCAGACCCAGACGUUUUUCGGUUUGAUACUCCUGCGACUGCAUGACGUACACGGAGGAGUCCGACAUCUCCGCGAUCUCCUUCUACGCCUCCCACAUCAUGACGGGCGGUGGCAUGGGCGGCAUGAUCAUGAUGAACACGGAGAAGCUGCUGAACAAAGCCUUUCAGUACCGGGACUGGGGCCGCAUCGGCAACAACGACGAGGACAUGGCCGAGCGGUUCAAGCAAUCCGUCGACGGCAUCGAGUACGAUGGGAAAUUUUUGUACAGCGUGGUGGGCUACAACUUCAAAGCGUGCGAGAUGUCGGCGGCCUUCGCGUUGGCCCAGAUGGAGAAACUGAACCGGUUCACGGAAAUGCGGAAGCAGAACGUGCUAUUCUGAGUAAAAACGUCCCCACACCAGAGUCAACAUGGGAAGUCUGCUAGACAAAUCAACCAGCUUUGGUUGUUUGGCAUGACAAGUCUGUCCGCGUAGUGUAAUCCUGUUUAGCUAGUUCAGAAGCAUCACAGAUCUAGCAUAGCAUGCGGAUUCUAGCAUCACAAAUCCCGAAACACGAGCUGAAAGCUCUUCGCAUAGGGCUGCGCAUGAGAAACUUUUUUAGCGUGCAGAAUUGCAUGACAGCUAUGGGGUGGGGACGUUUUUACUCAGGAUGCGUGCGCAUGUUCUACGAACGGCUGGAAGAGUACCACAGGCAAUCCGGCAACAAAUCCCGGUACGUCCUCCCGCGGCCCGACUACGAUUCCUUGGACUGGCUGGCCUUCCCGCUGCAGCACCCGAACCGAACAAAGUUGAUCCGCUAUCUGGAGUCCAACCAGGUCCAGAUCCGGGUGAUCUUCAGCGGGAACGUGACUCGACACCCCGCGUACCGACAGUAUUUAGAUACUUAUCCCAACAGCGACAAGAUCAUGGAGCAAGGUUUUCUGCUGGGCGCGCACCACGGCCUCGCGGAAACAGAUAUCCAGCGGGUCCUCGACUUGCUCAUCAAAUUCGACCAGGAGGAAGUUUGAAUUUUUUAUUACGCAGAAUUAGUCCCUGAGAAGUCGAGCAAAUACAAUUGAAUUGUUCUUCCCAAAUGAUGUAAACAAAAACUGGAUGAUGUUGAGUUGCACUUAGGUAACUAGGUCUCUGGCUCGCCGACAAUGUACAUCGGUUUGAGUAGGGAUGAAAGCUCAUACAAUUCAAGCCUUUUUUGUCCCCACACUUGCAUGUUUAAGUAAUGCCCUCUUUUAUUUUAUCGUUUGACGACCGGGUCGUAGCUGCUUCACAGCAUAGGAGAAAACUACAACUCCACUUUUCGUCUAGGAACUACUUUUACGAUUAGAUAGAAAUCGAUGCCUCCUUUCGAGUGAGCAACCCGAAUCGAAUGCCUCAGCUGAAGCAGCUCCGAGCAAAGCAAUCACGAAAAACAAAAAUGCCUCGACUCUGGUGCGUGUGGGGCGUUCCGUUG